This is a messenger RNA of Marmota monax (woodchuck), 5615 nucleotides long. RefSeq names its product KAT8 regulatory NSL complex subunit 3 (gene Kansl3). The transcript is spliced from 27 exons. Gene Ontology annotation, biological process: positive regulation of transcription by RNA polymerase II. The record is from RefSeq and is a predicted model, not a curated record. Gene Ontology annotation, cellular component: NSL complex. NCBI's taxonomy places the organism in Eukaryota, Metazoa, Chordata, Mammalia, Rodentia, Sciuridae. The coding region runs from base 894 to 3803 and encodes 969 amino acids.
GAAGGAAGGGGAGGCCCGUAGCUUCAGAAGGCCAGAACUGUUGCUGGAAGCCCAAGUUCUCAUCCUAAACAACUUGUUCCAGGCCCCACCCGCUUUCCUCCCUGACUGGCUGAAGUGAGCUCCGUCCUUGCAGCAGAAUGAGUGUGAGAGACUUCUAGACACACAUCUGUGGAUUGGUUGGAUCAGUGGAUGGGCCACACCAUGGUCAACCCCAGAGCUGGGAAGAAGCACUAAGAAAGCCGUGGGAAUAUAACCUUGUCAGAUUGGAGAUGCCUCGGCCUCGGGAAAGCCGCGUCUUCCAGUCAAGUGGGCCAGUGUGGCUCAUUCUGGUCAAUUGGGUACAAGAGCCAUAUUCACAACUGCCAGGCCGGGCUCCCAAAAUCUGCACGUGAGUCUCCAUUCUCCUCUCCCCCUCACCCUAUGGCCACCUGCAGAGUGGUGAUUUCACACCCACAAGGGACAAGCAGCUGAUCCCCCACUGGAUCCUGCCAUGCAAGAGACCCCCCCUGACCAGCACCAUCCACACAGGACUUGGUGUGAGUAAGAGGAACUACUGUUGUCCCUAAGUAUCCUGGGAAGUUGGUUCUGGGACCUCCUAUGGAUAUCCAGGCAGGCGGUGGAAAUUUCUACCUCGGAGAUGCGCGCGCGUUCACGGCUCCGCUAUUGCGCACUGAGUCGCUGGAGCUGAAUCCAUUCCGGACUUUGCCGCUCACCGUCCCUCCCUUGCCGGGCCACGAUCCGUUUCCGCGUUUUGCGCGGUGCUGCAGCGCCAGGACACGGAGGCGGUAGCGCGCACGCGCGCUGGGGCCCGGCCCGGGCGAGCGCGCGGCCCGACGACUGCGGGUGACUAGCAUGCAGAUACCCAUGCUCUGACUUGCUGCCCCUCUACUGACAUGGCCCACCGGGGUGGGGAGAGGGACUUCCAGACUUCAGCUCGUCGCAUGGGCACCUCACUGCUCUUCCAGCUUUCAGUGCACGAACGGGAACUGGACUUGGUUUUUCUGGACCAUAGCUAUGCCAAGCCAUGGAGUGCCCACCCAGAUGCCAGUAGUGCCCGCCCUACCCGCAUGCUCUUUGUUACUCCCCGGAGGCAGCACGAGAAUACCAUUGAAUCAGACGUCCCAAUAGAUGUGGAGACAGUCACAUCGACUCCCAUGCCACUCUAUGACAACCAGAAGGCGCGCAGCGUGAUGAAUGAAUGCGAAAGGCAUGUCAUCUUUGCCAGGACUGAUGCAGAUGCCCCUCCUCCACCAGAGGACUGGGAGGAGCAUGUCAACAGGACUGGCUGGACAAUGGCCCAGAACAAGCUAUUCAACAAGAUCCUCAAAGCCCUGCAGUCUGACCGACUUGCCCGCUUGGCCAAUGAAGGGGCUUGUAAUGAGCCAGUGCUACGCCGUGUAGCCGUGGACAAGUGUGCAAGGCGCGUGCGGCAGGCCCUGGCCAGUGUGAGCUGGGACACCAAGCUGAUCCAGUGGCUGCACACGACCCUGGUGGAGACCUUGAGUCUGCCCAUGCUGGCCGCCUACCUGGAUGCUUUGCAGACACUGAAAGGGAAGAUCCCGACCUUGAUUGACCGCAUGCUUGUGUCGUCCAACACGAAGACUGGGGCCGCAGGAGCUGAGGCCUUGUCACUGCUGCUGAAGAGGCCCUGGGACCCUGCUGUGGGGGUGCUUUCUCAUAACAAGCCAAGCAAACUCCCUGGCUCUCCUCUGAUCCUCAUCGCCUCCUCGGGCCCCUCCAGCUCUGUGUUCCCCACCUCACGCCGCCACCGCUUCUGGCAGUCUCAGCUCUCCUGCUUAGGCAAGGUCAUUCCUGUCGCCACCCAUCUGCUGAACAACGGCAGUGGGGUGGGCCUUCUGCAGUGCCUUGAGCAUAUGAUCGGGGCGGUGAGAAGCAAAGUACUGGAGAUUCACAGCCAUUUCCCACACAAGCCCAUCAUCUUGAUCGGCUGGAACACAGGAGCUUUGGUGGCCUGUCAGGUGUCAGUCAUGGAGUAUGUCACUGCAGUUGUCUGCCUUGGGUUUCCUCUGCUCACCGUGGACGGCCCCCGAGGGGAUGUGGAUGAUCCCCUCUUGGAUAUGAAGACUCCAGUCCUCUUUGUCAUUGGUCAGAAUUCCCUACAGUGUCACCCUGAAGCCAUGGAGGACUUCCGGGAGAAGAUCCGUGCUGAAAACAGCUUGGUGGUGGUUGGGGGAGCUGAUGACAAUCUCAGAAUAAGCAAAGCAAAGAAGAAAUCAGAAGGGUUGACUCAAAGCAUGGUGGACAGAUGUAUUCAGGAUGAGAUUGUGGACUUCCUGACGGGAGUGCUCACUCGCUCUGAGGGCCAUGUGGGCUCGGAGCCUCGGGAUCAGGAUGCUGAGAAGAAGAAGAAGCCCCGUGAUGUGGCCCGAAGAGACCUGGCCUUUGAAGUCCCUGAGCGGGGCAGUCGACCUGCUUCCCCGGCCGCCAAGCUGCCCGCCUCACCCUCAGGCUCAGAGGAUCUCUCCAGUGUGUCCAGCAGCCCCACCUCCAGUCCCAAGACCAAAGUGACCACAGUGACCUCUGCUCAGAAGUCCAGCCAGAUCGGGAGCUCCCAGCUGCUGAAGAGACACGUGCAGCGGGCAGAAGCCAUGCUGACCCACAAACAAGCCCAGGCACAGUUUGCUGCUUUUCUGAAACAAAACAUGCUGGUGAGGAAAGCUCUUCCUCCUGGCGCCUCCUCCUGUCUCUUUGUUCCCAUCUCAUCAGAACCAGCAGAAGAGGCAGAGAAGGAGGAGCUCAGGGUUCAGCUGAAGCGGCACCACCCCUCCAGCCCCCUUCCCGGCAGUAAGACCUCCAAGCGACCCAAGAUCAAGGUGUCCCUUAUUUCUCAGGGGGACACGGCUGGAGGGCCUUGUGUUGCUUCCCAAGGAGGAGCUCCAGAUGCGGCGGGCGGGAAGGCCAUCGCUGUGACGCUGGGGCAGGCGUCAGCAGGUGGACUGCUCCCCACAGCCAGGUCAAGUGCUUCUGAAGGUGUCGCGGCCAGCCCAGCCCCCUCAGUGGUCUCUGGAAGCACCACACCCAGCACCCUGCACACACUCCAGAGCCGCUUGGUGGCCACCUCUCCUGGCGGCUCCCUCCCAGGCGCCACAUCAGCCAGCAGCCUCCUGCAGGGCCUCAGCUUCAGCUUGCAGGACAUCAGCAGCAAGAGCUCUGGCCCCUCCGCAAACCCUGGCCUCCCUGGCCCUGGGCCAGCCCCGCAGGCCGCCAGUGUGAAGUUGCCCACCCCCAUGCAGAGUCUGGGUGCCAUCACCACGGGCACCAGCACCAUUGUCCGUACCAUCCCUGUGGCCACCACCCUCUCCUCCUUGGGUACCACUCCUGGUGGGAAGCCCACAGCCAUCCACCAGCUGCUGACCAAUGGGGGCCUUGCUAAGUUAGCAAGUAGCCUUCCUGGCCUGGCUCAGAUCUCUAACCAGGCAUCAGGCCUGAAGGUCCCCACCACCAUCACUCUGACUCUCCGUGGCCAGCCUAGCAGGAUCACCACGCUGAGUCCCAUGGGCUCAGGAGCAGCUUCGUCUGAGGAGGCCACCUCCCAGGUGCUGCCCUCUAGCUCCCAGUUGCAGAGACCUGUCCGUCUCUUCAGAGGUUGGCAAGUUCUUACUGCGUGGAUGUUGACAGCACAUCUCACCACCUCCAAGGGCAGGGUUGGGUUUCAUUUUGUCACAUGCGCCUGCCUCCAGCCCCCUGAAGACGCCAAGCCACGCGUCCUCCUUACUAGGCUGGUGAUGGCUGCCCGCGGUGGGCCUGGGCUGGUGCACGGUCCCACUGAGCUGAGUGUCUGAAGACCCCUUGAAGAUGGUCAUUCUGUCGCUCCGCCAACUGUCAUCAGGGUUGGGCCUCUGAAUGUCGAGAAACCCUUAGGCCAGGUGACAAGGUGCCAUCCAGGGGAGCAGCAUCUUCUGGGACCUGCGAGCCUGGUUCCUGGGAUGCCCCCUUCUCAGCAGAUCUGGUCGGGUCUGGUCCAGGGCACUUCCUCCCCAGCUCAGCACAGCUGGACCUGGGUUCAUGUUCACCACUCACUGCACGUCACAGAGGAGGACAUGGGAACCAUUCUGGGCUGUGGGGUUAAGAGCAGGAGCCCGCAGCCCGUUCAGGACCAGCGGGGCUUGUCUUGGAUAUCACCUGCUUUGCUGAGCAGCCCUUGGAAUUGAGAAACCACCUCAGGGACCGAGCAGCCUGCCAAAGCCCCCGGCUUUCAGCGGUUUCAUGAUGAAGGCAAAGAGAGCUGGGCCGUGUUGUCUUCCAGCCCCUUUGGCCACUGUGGGAGCAGAAGUUGCCAAGGGGUGACAGCUGGCCCUUUGUCCUUUUCCCCAUGUGCUGGGCAGUUUCUGCUUCCAGAGAGCCUGCAGGUCCAGGAAGCAGCUGGCGGGGGCGCCAGAGAGCCCUGAAUGCAGACGGUGUGGGCCUGGGCUCGGCAUCUGGCCAGAGUUGAGAAGCAGCAGCCCCAGGUCAGGGGGACCCUGAGGCCUGUCUGCAGCGCCUGGAGGUGAGGCAGGGACCACCAGCCACAGUAGCCAUGAUCGUGCCACUGCCCUGGAGGAUGCUUGGGCAGCAGGGUGGCAAAGGCUGUGCUCCAGGAUUUCUGUUUCUGAUUCACACGAUGUUUUGUCUCCUGCUUUGUAAGUGGAACGAUGAGUGGCAGUGACUCUACCAGGCAGGGUUUCGAAUGCCAGCACCCAGCCUGAGCUCUGCUGAUCGUGCUCCCUGGGGGACUGGUGGCUGAAGAUGGAGCCCCGAGCCCCACCCUGCCUCUUCACGACACGGAGCAAAGGUAGUUUAUUAGUGUUUGACUUUGAGCCUGGGCUCCAGAGCUGACUCCCUUCCCUUCCACACAUGCAAGGUUGCCAGCCAGGGAGACAAGUAGCCAACCCAGGGUGACUGUGAUUAGCCCUGGGCCCCGACCCCCGCCAGACCACCUAUGUUCAGUCCCAGGGCCUCAGAGCAGCCUGAGCAGCCGCCUUGAGGGAGAGCACGGUGUUCCUGCAGCCCACACCCUCCCUCCCUGUCUCAGCGGGGCAUUAAGGGGCGGGUGGCAUUUUGUCAUUAGCUGUAGGCAGCUGCUUUCUGGAGUACAGCAGACGAUCUAGUAAAUUAAGAAAGGUGUGAGACCUGAGAGAGGCACCAAGGCUCAGGGUCUUGGUGGCUGUGUGGUGGGUCACAGCAUGCCAGAAGAGCAGAGCGUUAACACUGAGAGCCUCCGCAACUCUUUGGGGACUCAUUUAGGACAUGCAGAAGGCUGUGGAUUACCCUUGUGACAGGUGAGCAGCCUGGACAAUGCUGGAGGGGCUGCUUCUGACAGAUGCUGGGCCCAAAGACAAACUCAUAUGUUGUCCUACUUAUCUGGGGGCAGCCCCGGGGCCACGAGCUCAGAGGCAAUACUCUUGGUGGAAAACAUGGAAGGAUCAAGAAGCCUUUACGUUCUUGGGUGAUGGGUGUUUGUGGAUGUCCUGUGGAAGAUGUCCUUGGACUUUCAGGAGAGGUCACUGAGGGGCGAAGACCCUGUGUCACCCUUGGUCCCACUGCAGAACAGCCUUGGGCUGGGUGAGUUAGAGCCGAGCACUGGCAGAAACAAUUAAAAAUCCCAAACCACCGUG